Drosophila innubila is the source of this 2020-nucleotide messenger RNA. It is a transcript of the gene Gbeta13F, whose product is annotated as guanine nucleotide-binding protein subunit beta-1. NCBI's taxonomy places the organism in Eukaryota, Metazoa, Arthropoda, Insecta, Diptera, Drosophilidae. Gene Ontology annotation, molecular function: signaling receptor complex adaptor activity; protein binding. Gene Ontology annotation, biological process: G protein-coupled receptor signaling pathway. The record is from RefSeq and is a predicted model, not a curated record. The transcript has 3 exons. Gene Ontology annotation, cellular component: cytoplasm; heterotrimeric G-protein complex. The coding region runs from base 726 to 1748 and encodes 340 amino acids.
AUCGUUACAAGUUUCAGAAUAGAAAACUAAAGUUAGAAAUAAUUGAAAGAAGUGUGAAAAUUAUAGUGCCGACCAGUUCUUAUGCUGUAUGAAAUGAAAAAGUUAACUUAAACUGAGGACUUGUGCAAAAUUUAAUCCAGCGGCGUUGGUUUAUAAACUAAAAAUUUUAUUUAAAUAAGAAACAAACGGGUGCAGUCAAAAAGAAAAGAAAGGCUCGCGAAUCAAAACGCUUUUCAUUGAGAUUUAAGUACAUACGGUUUUUCUUUCCACACGGAUUAAAAACUGAGCUGUUCACAGAGAACAAUUAAAAAGUGUUUAUAAGAAAAAAAAUUUGAAAGAUUAAAAAUCCAUCGAACAUUUUACCAUAGGACCGGACUGGACCCUGAAGACAAGUUGAUCAAACAUCAGUUCAUCUGACAACAAUCGAUUGUAAUCUGUCCAGCUGAUAAAUUAUUGCUUGUAUGUAGGCGUACUUGAAAGCGACGACAGUUACAGUGACGGAAGAAGAAGCACUGCAAUCAAAAUAGCUCGAACCUUUUUGGAAAACAAGCGCAUCGCAGAACAACAACAAAUCAAUAAAAUCUAUUCAGUAUUUAAACGAAUCUGAACACUCUGAAUACACGACACACACACACACACAAGUGUGUGCGACAGAGAAAGAGAGAGAAACAACUUGAUAGAGCCGAACAAGAGAACAACUAACCGAAGAAGAAAAAGAAUAUAAGAUGAAUGAGCUAGACAGUCUGCGACAAGAAGCUGAAUCUCUCAAGAAUGCUAUCCGAGAUGCAAGAAAGGCUGCGUGCGACACGUCCCUUUUGCAGGCUGCUGCUUCGCUGGAACCUAUUGGACGUAUACAGAUGCGUACGAGACGCACACUGCGUGGACAUCUGGCCAAGAUUUAUGCCAUGCAUUGGGGUAAUGACUCGAGAAAUUUGGUAUCCGCAUCACAGGAUGGCAAACUGAUUGUUUGGGACUCGCAUACCACGAACAAAGUACACGCCAUACCGCUGCGCUCGUCGUGGGUCAUGACCUGUGCAUACGCUCCAUCCGGAAGCUACGUCGCCUGCGGCGGCCUUGACAACAUGUGUUCAAUCUAUAACCUUAAGACACGCGAAGGUAAUGUACGCGUCUCCCGCGAGCUGCCCGGCCAUGGUGGCUAUCUAUCAUGCUGUCGUUUCCUGGACGACAAUCAAAUAGUGACCAGCUCUGGUGAUAUGUCGUGCGGCCUGUGGGACAUCGAAACUGGCUUGCAAAUUAAUUCAUUUCUUGGCCAUACGGGAGAUGUGAUGGCACUUUCUCUGGCACCACAGUGUAAAACCUUUGUAUCCGGUGCAUGUGACGCGUCGGCCAAAUUGUGGGAUAUCAGAGAAUGUGUGUGCAAACAAACGUUUCCCGGUCACGAAUCCGAUAUCAAUGCAGUCACCUUCUUCCCCAACGGACAAGCCUUUGCGACAGGAUCGGACGAUGCAACCUGUCGCCUGUUCGACAUACGUGCCGAUCAAGAAUUGGCCAUGUACUCGCAUGACAACAUAAUUUGUGGCAUCACCUCCGUUGCGUUCUCGAAAAGCGGGCGCCUGUUAUUAGCGGGAUACGAUGACUUUAACUGCAAUGUUUGGGACACAAUGAAGGCAGAGCGCUCAGGCAUUCUUGCCGGCCACGAUAACCGUGUGUCAUGUUUGGGCGUCACUGAAAAUGGUAUGGCAGUAGCAACAGGAUCGUGGGACUCAUUUUUGCGUGUGUGGAACUAAGUUGGUGUCCACAAAAAGCGCAUGUUAAUGGGUGGGGCAGAAGGGGUCAACGUUGCAGUGACUGCAGCUGCAGCGACAGUAACAACAACCGUAGCAGCAGCAACAAAGCGACAUCGCAACAAAAGUAAAGUGUUGAUGUGUAGGAUGUCAAUGGUUCCUUGUUACCUGUUAUGCUGUUCAAGUAAAAAAUUAUUAAAAUAGCGACAGCAGCAGCGAAUUAUGAUGAAACAACUAAACUGCGUUGACCACAGCAACAUAGACCACAGCAAAAA